AUGUCGGUCGCUUCCAAGAACCUGUUCGAUCUGCUCGGCAACGACGUGGAGGAUAACUCCGCUCCCGCCGCCCCUGCUAAGAUCGUCGAGAAGACAUCGACCCACACUGCUAAGCGCAACACCGAUGGCGUCGCUCCCAGCAAGGCUGCUCCUGCCCAGGGCACCGGUCGUCGCUCUAACGUGACCGGCAACGAGGCUGCUUUCCGCGACCGCACCGCCGGCAGCGAACGCAACCGUGGCAAGCCCACUGAGGAGGGUGCCGCUCGUGGCCCCCGCGGCGGUGCUAAUGCCCGCGUCCGUGGUGGUCGCGGUGGCCGUCACCCCCGCACCUCCGACGAUCGCCACUCCAAGAACAUUGCUUCCGGUUCCGAGAAGCAGGCUGCCCAGUCCUGGGGCGCCACCGAGGGCCAGGCUGAGCUGAAGGAUGAGCAGGCUGGUGAGGAGAUCGCCAAGUCUGAGCAGAAGGAGGCCGCCGCUGAGGGCGAGGCCGCCGUUGAGGCUACCCCCGAGGAGGAGGAGGAGAAGCACGUCUCCUACACCGAGUACCUCACCCAGCUCGCCGAGAAGAAGGCCGCUCUCGAGGCCGAGGCCGCUCUCAAGGUCCGCAAGGCCAACGAGGGUGUCGUUGAGGACAAGAAGUGGGCCAACGCCAAGCCCAUCAAGAAGGAGGAGACUGAGGAGUUCAUCCCCGGCUCCGCCGGCAAGAAGCAGCGCGAGCGUGAGCGCAAGGUCAAGCAG
This is a messenger RNA of Sordaria macrospora k-hell, 738 nucleotides long. The record is from the annotation of a RefSeq genome assembly. NCBI's taxonomy places the organism in Eukaryota, Fungi, Ascomycota, Sordariomycetes, Sordariales, Sordariaceae.